UGGUGAUUUAUUCUUUAUUCAAAUUCAGCAUCAACAACACUUGUCAAUGAUUCCUCCCAGUUGUCUCCACAACAUCUAGAGAGAGGAACAAAUACUCUUCCUUUUCCCCCAUACACCUGUACAUACAAUUCUAGAGAGAGAAACUAAGCACCGCAAGAACAGAUGCUGUGGUGGAAAUGGGGAAAGUCGAUAAUCAACGACUACCAGUUGUUCAGCAGCAACGGCGGCAACAGUCUCAGAACCCCAUUUCUAGAACCUUCUUCGGCCGUAGAUGUUCGGUGGUCCUUUCUAGAAUCUUCCAAGAGUUUAAUUUCAAAUGUUUUCUGGUUUUGAUAGUUAGCGUAGCGAUUUUUCUUUCCGCCGUGUUUUGGGUUCUUCCUCUUCGCAAUGGAAAAAUUGGGUUUGAAGCUAAAAACUCCAUCAAGCUCAGUGCCACUGUUCAAGCAUACUUCACACUAUGCAGACCAGUUUCAGAGCUUGUUCCAUACAUUUCAAGACUAGAAUAUGAUAUCAAUGAAGAGAUUGGUGUCCUUUCCUCGAAGGUGGUUGUUCUAUCCAUGCAUCAGGCGACUGUAUCAAACUGGACUAACGUGGUGUUUGGCUUCCUUUCCGAUCCAAUGAAUACUUCAAUUAAUCCUGUGUCAUUGAGUGUGCUAAAGUUAUCCUUAAUUGAGCUGUUUCUUCAACAAUGCAAUCUAACACUGACCACCCCAAUUUUUGGAAAGCCAUCUUCAUUUGAGAUUUUGAAAUUUCCGCAUGGAAUCACCAUGGUCCCUGAGCGAUCUGUUCCGAUUAUGCAGAUACCUCAGGUCCUCUUUAACUUCACUCUCAAUAGCUCGAUUUUUGAAAUAAAGGAAAAUCUUCUUGAACUGAAGGAACAGCUUAAAUUGGGAUUGCAUCUGAGGCCCGAAGAGAAUGUGUAUAUUCAGGUGACAAACAAGAUUGGCUCGACAAAAGAUCCUCCAGUUACUGUUCAAGCUUCAGUGGUACCAGAUCUAGGGAGCCUACAACCUGAGAGAUUGAAACAAUUGGCUGAAACAAUUAGUGGUUCUGAUCCCUCAAUGAAUCUUGGCCUUGAUCAUACUGUCUUCGGCAAAGUCAAGGAAAUCAGCCUUUCUGCCUUUCUAAACCAUUCCCUUUGUGCACCAACUCCAACUCCAACUCCAACUCCAGCUCCAUCUCUAUCUCCAGAGCAAAGUUACAAUGCGGUGCCAACUCUGUCUCCAUCUUAUUCUCCAGCUUUCCCACCGAACAUUCGUCUGUCACCACCACCCUGCCCUAAAUGUUAUGCCUCUGCACCAUCUGAUCCAAGCCAGACUUCUGCCCCUAGACCACAAAUUGACCGAUACCAUUUGUUAUCUCCCAUUUCCAAUUCUCCUGCACCUGCGUUAGCAGCCACGGAUCCACCAAGCCCUUCAACAUCUCACUCUAAUCAAAUGAUUCCAUAUUUAUCACCUCGUGCUGCUGUUCAGCCACCCCUCAGAGGUCCCACACAACAGAUUUAUACAAGCCUUUCUUUGCCUCCAAGCAAAGCUUUUGAUGAUGGUCAGGAGGAAACGAUUAGGACAGGUUUGGUAUCUCCUCCACAUGAUUUGCUGCAUUCCUCAUCAUCUUUUGCGGUAGGCUCUUUGUGCAGGAGGAUCCAGUGGUUUCACUUAUUUGGAAUGAUCACAUUCUCUCUUCUCUUUUGGAUAUCGUGAGAUGUCUUUUGCACAUAAUCCGCACAUGUUUGAUAGCUGCUCACAGUUUUGCCAGUUGAGGAGUCGAGUGGGUAUGAUAAGCACACAAGUGUACAUGAAGUAGGAAAGUUGCAGGUCGAAACCAAAAGGUGGAAGGCCUAAUAUUGCAUGAUAUCCUAUGGGAUGUGUCUUCCCAAAGGGAAUGACUUCUCAAUACAACUGACCAUCCAAUAGUGCUUCCUUGCAGUUUUCAGAAAAAAAUCAAAUGUAAGACUUGCGGGUUCUUUCUGAACGUUUGCAAGGAGGAUAAUCUAUACAUGUUAACAAAGAGAUUUAACUCGUGGAAAUAUGUUUAGUUUUCAUAAAGAAGAAUUACAAUAUGCAGUAUUUUGGU
Molecule: messenger RNA, 2073 nt
Organism: Olea europaea var. sylvestris
Lineage: Eukaryota; Viridiplantae; Streptophyta; Magnoliopsida; Lamiales; Oleaceae
Product: formin-like protein 7
Exons: 5
Coding region: 177-1700 (507 amino acids)
Source: RefSeq, a predicted model, not a curated record